UAACACUACAAACAAGAUUUAGAUAGUGUUUCGCUGCGGUAGGCGUGUCGUUGAAGAGGAGGGGUCAUGUACAUUACCUCCCCCUCUAUCCGCCUGUGCGCACGCGCGUCACAGUGCAGAUGGCUGAGAGUAAGCAAUUCAGUUUCCGACGUUUGGAAGGCAAGAAGUUUCCCGGCAUCGAAUCUUCUGUCGUAAAAGCUCUUCUAGAGAAAUGGUACGUCAAGCAACGUAUGCGUCUUGUGACGUUCAACUACGACGAGCCUUUUCAGAUCUACGAAAAGGAAGCGUUUACUACUCAAUUCUUUAGCGAUGCCAACGUUACGACAAACCUUAUGGUACCAACCGAUGACGCAGAGACGUGGACCCCACUCGGGACUUGUGUCACUCGUGUGGUCUGUGAGCAAAUUCCCUGUACUGUUUUCAGCAUGGAUUUCUUUGACAGACUGAAAACAGAAGGCGUCGUUCGGGAAACCGGAGCUAUUUCUAAAUGUUUUGACGAGGUUUAUGAAAGCUUCAUCGUCGCUGAUGAAUUAAGGAAAGUUUUGCUGAUGGAGGAUGAGGAGAAAUACUGUAUCUUCAACGACAAAGACAGAGAUGAGUUCAUCUUUCGAAUUUUUCAACAUUUAUGCUUAGGUGGUGCUAUCUGUCAGUAUGAAGAUACAAUUGAGCCUUACCUGAACACCACUAGAACUGUAUACAAAGAUCUAAUGACAGUGGUGAAGGAUCCAGAAACGAGAAAAUUGUCUGUGACUAGUUGGAUCUUCAAAGUAGAGGCUUAUAGUGGUGAAGCCUAUGUGUUUCCUGGGAAAAGCCCACAUAGACAAAAUUACUGUUAUCUCAUCAUUGAUCCUCUGAAACGACAUGUAACUGUUUGGUAUCAUGAUUAUGGUCGGGGCUUAAUGUGAAUUAUAUUAUAUUUAUGUCCCCACAAGACUAAACUUAUUAUUUGCUACUGAUAUAUCUUUGACCCUAUUUUAGGAUGAAUAGAAUGAGUAACUUUACCUUAGUGGCAUGUGUGUGUACUGCUAUUGAUUUUUACAGUAGGCUUGUCAUUCUAUUUAUACUGUAUUCCAGAAUAUAGCAGAUUAUUUUAGUGACAUGUUUGCAGCUAAGAAAAGGUAGCGCCUUGUCAUUAAUUAGAGGGAAGUGAUAAUUAGCUAAAGCUGAGU
Molecule: messenger RNA, 1169 nt
Organism: Corticium candelabrum
Lineage: Eukaryota; Metazoa; Porifera; Homoscleromorpha; Homosclerophorida; Plakinidae
Product: cilia- and flagella-associated protein 300-like
Exons: 1
Coding region: 120-905 (261 amino acids)
Source: RefSeq, a predicted model, not a curated record